ACGGUACAUUUGGCGUUGUAUACAAAGCUAAACAACAUUCAACAGAAACAUUUGUUGCUAUUAAAAGAGCUAAGGAAGUUAAAUAUGAAAGACCUGUGCAAGAGCGGAUUGCAAACGAGAUAGAAACUUUGCGCAAAGUUCGUCAUGAAAAUAUCAUAUCAAUAUUUUCUUUGGAAGAACCAGUAGAAAUAACAUCGUCACUAUCAUUAACUAAAUUACUAAACAUCGAACUGAAUGCUAAUGCAAUUGUAUUCCCUUAUUGUCCUCUAACAUUGAAAUCUUUGUUGGAAUAUUAUACUCUCGCACCACACGAAUUCAAAUCUUGCAUUUGGAUGAUACUUAACGGUGUUGUUCAUAUUCAUAGUAUAGAUGUGAUUCAUAGAGAUUUAUCACCAAGUAAUAUAUUAAUUAGUGAAUCAGGUGUUAUAAAGAUUUCGGAUUUUGGUACAGCAUGGGUAGAUUCUAAUAAUGGUCUUGAACCUAGAGGUAAAAUGAAAUUCGAAGUUGGAACAAG
Messenger RNA from Scutellospora calospora, 514 nucleotides. Lineage: Eukaryota; Fungi; Glomeromycota; Glomeromycetes; Diversisporales; Gigasporaceae. The record is from the annotation of a GenBank genome assembly.